This is a messenger RNA of Peromyscus eremicus (cactus mouse), 2150 nucleotides long. RefSeq lists its product as uncharacterized. The transcript has 7 exons. The record is from RefSeq and is a predicted model, not a curated record. Bases 18 to 1985 code for a protein of 655 amino acids. NCBI's taxonomy places the organism in Eukaryota, Metazoa, Chordata, Mammalia, Rodentia, Cricetidae.
CUUCUCCUCAGCAGAAAAUGUCCUCAAAACAAGAAUACACAUCUACACAAUCAGAACAUUUCUCUGAAAAAAAGAGUAAGGAGGAGAUGUGGGCCCAGAUGAGUGCACACCAGUAUGCAUGUCUUAACGAAAUUCUCAGGAAAGAUUUCAAGAAGAAAAUGCGUAAAAUGUAUGAAAAGUCUGAAAGCAACAUCUGUUCUAACAGAGUGCCAAUUCCCAGUAAGCCCAAAGAGAAAGCAUACUUAAAGCAGAAAAUGACUGAAGAAAAGAAGAAACAUGAUGGACAAGAUGCACGUGUGCAUUCAAGACUUCCUUUGGUCAGGAGGAAGGAGGACGUGAAGGAGCAAGCUGAUUGGCACCACACACAACUGAAUGAACUCCUCAGAAAUGAUAUAAAGGAAUUAAUAAAGGAGGAAUUGGCUACAGGGCAUGCAAAGAUGAGGGAACUCCUCAGAAAGGAUCUAGAGGAAAUUAGGGGAAUACUCAAGAAGGAAUUAAGACAACUAUUUGUGGAGGAGAUGGCCCUGCUGCAAGAGCAGGAGCACUGGAAUCUGCAGUACCUGAAGGAACUCUUUAGAAGGGAAUUAAAAGAGAUGGUUCGGCAACAGGUUAAAAAUUCCAAAAUUAUCAUUUGUCCUAAAGAAGAGCCACUACCUGGUGCCUCUAAAGGAACUGCAGACUACCAGAGAACAUCUCUGGAACAAAGAAAAAAGAAAAAACAUGGAAGUGACCAUGACAGUGCCCCUUCACAUUCAGAAAAGCCCUCAGUGCAAACUGAAGAGGAAGUCAUUGGUGGGCAGAGUGAUUCCCGUCGUAUGCCUCUAAAGGAACUCAUUAAAGAAGAUUUAAAAGAAGCACUUUCUGAAAUACUUGAAAAAUAUAAAUGUGAUACAUGUAUGAAGAAAGAACUACCUCAUAUCCGUAAUGGAAGAAAACAACUAAGGAAAAUAUCUACAAAACAAGAGCUAAGGAAGAAAUAUGACAGUGAGUCCUUAUAUUCAGAGAAGCCUGCUACCAAGACAGUGAAGGAAAUGGAGCAUGAGCACAGUGAAUUGCAGCACGUGCAUCUUAAGGAACUCAUUAAAAAAGAUUUAAAGGUGAAAAUUUGUGAUGUGCUUGGAAAAUACAAAAAUGUUUGCCCCGAGAAAGAAGGACUACCUCGUGUCUCUAAGGGGAAAACAAGAUUAAAGAAAAUCACUGAAGAUCAAGAAAAGGAGAAGUGCAAUGUUGAAUAUGCAUCUUUAUGGUCAUGGCCUUCUGUGAAAACUGAUGAGGUGACAAUAGACCAGCAGAAUUCACUACAGUACAAACACCUUAAAAAAUACAUCAGAGAAAAUGUAAAGGAGAUGGUUCAUGAACAACUUGAAAAUGCUGAACUUAUUAUUCAUCCUAAGGAAGAGCCUGUACCUGAUGACUCUAGAAGAGAAAUAUCCACAAAGGUUAAAGAAAAGAAGUCAGGGUAUCUGCAUAUACCCGUUUUCGAGUCUUUUGAGCACAGAAUCGCUGCACUGCGGGCUACCGCACACGUUGAACCAGCUCCUGCUGCCUGCCCUCGUGAUGCAGGUGACUUGGGUGACAUGGACAAGGCUUUCAAGGCUCAAUUGGCCCGUGCAGUUGCUUUGGCUGACAGCACUGAGCACCAAAGAUGGCAACUGCACACUGACCCUGAGCUUGCUCCUGGUCACCGCACUGGUGACGCCAGGGACCCUCCUCACAAUGCUGACCUGGCUCUUGACAAGCUCAGUAUUGAUCUAGAAUCUGCUCCUCUCUGUGGUCCCAGUGACACUAAGGAUCCUGCUAAUGACGCUGACCUAGCUUUUCACACUGCACAUCCAACUGGCCGCUUCAGACCAAGCAUGAGCACCAACAACAGGUCUGACCUAUACAUGGGUGAUAUACCAGAUUCUACAAGGGUAGUCUGGAGAUCUUACCAAGAAGCUUCCAGUAAAAAGAACGAUGGCCAGGUUGGUGCUGCAGUUGAUUGACAGUCCUUUGAAGCAGUCAAAUUGAUAUCUACAUUAGCAAGAAUUUUAAAACAUAUAGAAAUUCAAAAGAAAAAUAUUCCUCUGAAAGAGGACAUUCUAUAUAUUGAACUCUGUACACAAAUUUUUAAUGAUUUUCAAUUAAAAUAUACUAUGAAAAAUUUUAAA